Jaculus jaculus (lesser Egyptian jerboa) is the source of this 1437-nucleotide messenger RNA. It is a transcript of the gene Tymp, whose product is annotated as thymidine phosphorylase. Gene Ontology annotation, cellular component: cytosol. The record is from RefSeq and is a predicted model, not a curated record. Gene Ontology annotation, molecular function: pyrimidine-nucleoside phosphorylase activity; 1,4-alpha-oligoglucan phosphorylase activity. Lineage: Eukaryota; Metazoa; Chordata; Mammalia; Rodentia; Dipodidae. Gene Ontology annotation, biological process: pyrimidine nucleobase metabolic process; pyrimidine nucleoside metabolic process. The transcript has 9 exons. The coding region runs from base 1 to 1437 and encodes 478 amino acids.
AUGGCAGCCCCAGGAACAGUGCCCACACACACUUCAGCAACAUCGGAUGCCCUCCCAGAGGGAGGGAGCAGGGAACCAAAGCAGCUUCCAGAUCUGAUCCGCCUGAAGCGUGACGGAAGCCAUCUGACUGAGGCAGAAAUCAGGAGUUUCGUGCAUGCUGUAGUGGAUGGAAGCGCACAGGAUGUACAGAUUGGAGCCAUGUUAAUGGCCAUCCAGCUGCAAGGCAUGGACUUAGAGGAGACUUCAGCACUGACCAGGGCCCUGGCUGAGUCUGGUCAACAACUAGAGUGGCCCAAGGCCUGGCACCAACAGCUUGUGGACAAACAUUCCACAGGGGGUGUAGGUGACAAGGUCAGCCUGGUCCUGGCACCUGCCCUGGCUGCAUGUGGCUGCAAGGUGCCAAUGAUCAGCGGACGUGGUUUGGGACACACAGGGGGCACCUUGGAUAAGUUGGAGUCAAUUCCUGGGUUCAAUGUCAUCCAGAGCCCAGAACAGAUGCUGCUUCUGCUGGAGCAAGUGGGCUGUUGCAUUGUGAGCCAGAGUGAGAAGCUGGUUCCUGCAGAUGGAAUCCUAUAUGCUGCACGAGAUGUAACAGCCACUGUGGACAGUGUGCCACUUAUCACAGCUUCCAUCCUCAGUAAGAAGGCUGUAGAGGGACUGUCUGCUCUGGUGGUAGACGUUAAGUUCGGGGGUGCUGCAGUCUUUCCAGACCAGGAGCAAGCCCGAGAGCUGGCAAGAACUUUGGUUGGCGUGGGGGAGGGCUUGGGAUUACGGGUGGCCGCAGCCUUGACGGCCAUGGACAAUCCCCUGGGCCGCAGCGUGGGACACACCCUAGAGGUGGAAGAAGCGUUACUUUGCCUUGACGGUGCGGGGCCACCAGACCUGAGAGACCUGGUCACUAGGCUCGGAGGCGUCCUGCUCUGGCUUAGCGGGCAGGCAGAGACUCAAGACCAGGGUGCGACCCGAGUGGCUGCGGCGUUGGACGACCGCUCUGCGCUAGGCCGCUUCGAGCGGAUGCUCAUGGCACAGGGCGUGAACCCCGGCCUGGCCCGGGCACUGUGCUCCGGAAGUCCCACGCAGCGCCGCCAGCUGCUGCCCCGCGCCCGGAAGCAAGAGGAACUGCGCGCACCCUCAGACGGCACUGUUGAGCGCAUCUUGGCACUGCCAUUGGCGCUUGUGCUGCACGAGCUUGGGGCCGGACGCAGCCGAGCAGGGCAGCAGCUCAAGCUGGGAGUGGGCGCCGAGCUGCUGGUAGAUGUGGGUCAGCGGCUGUGCCGCGGGACGCCGUGGCUCCGCGUGCACCUGGACGGCCCAGCGCUCAGCUGCCCUCAGCGCCGCGCCCUGCAGGGAGCGCUCGUGCUGUCGGACCUCGAGCCUUUCACUGCCCCCUCGCCCUUCACAGAGCUAGUACUGCCGCUGAUGUCUGUACAGCCCUAA